AUGGUCACCAGGACAGAGGGUCAAAUUGAUGACUCUCUAAUUGGUGGCAAUGCCUCUGCUGAAGGUCCUGAGGGAGAUGGAGCAGAAGCCACGGUCAUAACUGGUGUUGAUAUAGUAAUAAACCACCACCUCCAGGAAACCAGUUUUACAAAAGAAUCCUACAAGAAGUACAUCAAGGACUACAUGAAAGCAAUUAAAGCCAGACUUGAGGAACACAAGCCAGAGAGAGUAAAGCCUUUCAUGACAGGGGCUGCAGAACAAAUCAAACACAUCCUUGCAAACUUCAAAAACUACCAG
Eurypyga helias (sunbittern) is the source of this 297-nucleotide messenger RNA. It is a transcript of the gene TPT1, whose product is annotated as tumor protein, translationally-controlled 1. The transcript has 2 exons. The record is from RefSeq and is a predicted model, not a curated record. The annotation marks the transcript as partial. Gene Ontology annotation, molecular function: calcium ion binding. Gene Ontology annotation, cellular component: cytoplasm. Lineage: Eukaryota; Metazoa; Chordata; Aves; Eurypygiformes; Eurypygidae.